CUAUGGCACGGCGUCUGCAGAGAGGCAGCCCAAUAAACCGAGCAAUGGGUGAAGGAUUUGAAAGCUCAGCUGUGAAGACACAAAUCCUCUCUCCCUCCAUCGAUAGUUUCUCCUCUCUCCCUGUCAUGGCUGCUCUUGCUCUUGUAGUUCUCAUCUUCACCAUGUUUGGUGGAUCAGACGCGGCUUGGUGUGUCUGCAAGCCUGAUAUGAGUGACACUGCUCUCCAGAAGACGCUGGAUUAUGCUUGUGGAGCUGGAGCUGACUGCACUCCCAUCCUCCAAAACGGAGCUUGUUACAAUCCCAACACAGUGAAAGCCCAUUGCUCCUAUGCUGCUAACAGCUACUACCAGAGGAAAGGGCAGGCACAAGGGACCUGUGAUUUCUCGGGCACUGCUGCUCUUGCCACCACAGAUCCAAGUUACAGUGGUUGCACUUUCCCUGCAACUGCCAGUGCUGCAGGCACAGGAUCAACACCAGCAACAACCACACCCGGCACAACACCCGGCACCUUCUCCCCAACCAGUGGAGUAGUAGGGGGAUUGGGGCCUUCAAGCAGCAUGUCCAACGAGGACAUGAGCCAUGGUGAGUUCCUCAUGAAAGCAGGGAUGGGUUCUCUCCUCCUCACUGUCAUUUGCUCACUGAUGGCUUUGUUGGGUUGAUGAAAAGCCUCCGGUUCUAGCGUAUGAUCCCAUUGUUGUAACAUGGACUGAUACAGAGGCAUUUCUCGUCCA
Musa acuminata subsp. malaccensis (wild Malaysian banana) is the source of this 731-nucleotide messenger RNA. Its product is annotated as PLASMODESMATA CALLOSE-BINDING PROTEIN 3. Lineage: Eukaryota; Viridiplantae; Streptophyta; Magnoliopsida; Zingiberales; Musaceae. The record is from RefSeq and is a predicted model, not a curated record.